GCCCUGAUCUUCGUUGCAGAACCUUCAUCGCGGGGCUUUGCAUCGCUCCGCAUCGCUCUCGCUGGCUUCAUCGUUGAAGCAGCAGCGAUUCCUUGUCCUUGAACAGUCUUUUUUGAUCCAGUUCCACUCUCUAACCGAUGCCGCACGGGGGUGUGUUGGUACACCAGGUCUCGAUGACUGCCGCGAAUCCUUUGCUUGAGAAGGUCUGAUGUGGGAUAGGCGUUGCUCGCUGCAAUCGCGUGUCGGAGAUUUCGAUGCGUUGCCGCGAUGGGAUGAGUAGGAUCCCUCCGUGUAGUCACGGCUAACUGAUGGCUAAGCUUUGUGAGCGGUGCAAGACGAACGGCAUCGCGCCGGUGUUGUCUGAUGGGAGCCCCGGGGGGAGUUCUAGAUGCAUCCCUCGAUUGAAGCCCAAGAGCGCCCUCAGGCCCGUGUAUCUUUGGACGGAUCCCGCAGAGAAGAAUCGUAUUGUGGUGGGUGGCGUUGGGGGCAAGAACGGUGUGCCGAUAUCACUCCAGCUCCCGAAUUCACAGAAUAACAACACACUGAGUCUGAAUUGCGGUGGUGGGUCGGCGGGGAAAUCGGGAUGCAUUAAGAUCAUGAGCAACAGCAUUAUUAGGGCGAGCAAUGGAGGUAUCCAGAUCUUGCCAGGGAAGGGUAAGAAUGGGGGGUUGCAGAUCUGCAUGGCAAAUGGAAGACCCAAGUGGCAAUUGGGGGUGUCCAGCGAUGGUCGCUAUUGUAGCAACAGAGGCGGAGAAGCGAUCAUCUCAAGCGAUGAUGGUGGAGAUGAAAUCCAGCUGAGUUCUGUGAAGGGAAAAAGCGGCAGCCCUUCAAUUCAGUGCAGCCCAUGUGGCUCUGGCAACUUUGAAGUCAAAUGCGUGGCCCCGGCAAGAAAACUGGAUAUGAAUCAUUGCAAGCCAACAAUCGCACAUACAAUCCACAGAAGAAUGGUUGAGUUGGAAUCUGAAAGGCGGAAGGCCGUGUGUCCAUAUGAAGAGUAAUAAAUUGAAAAACUGUGUAUGCCUCAUACACGCUAGGAGGCAGCAUGAAGCAUGAACGAGGACUACACAACACGACAAGCGCUUCAUAUACUGCACUAGAAAGUAAUCUCAAGAAUGACACAAUAAUAGCAAGUCCUUGUACGUAUAUUUAAGUUGUACACCUCCAAAUUUCACACCUCUAAAUCAUGUUUAGAAAACUUCCUUAAUUCUGAACUCAGUUCUUAAAAGAACUAAAAUGUUCACUCAA
Messenger RNA from Physcomitrium patens, 1245 nucleotides. RefSeq lists its product as uncharacterized. NCBI's taxonomy places the organism in Eukaryota, Viridiplantae, Streptophyta, Bryopsida, Funariales, Funariaceae. The record is from RefSeq and is a predicted model, not a curated record.